CUUCUUAUUGCAGACAUGAAGCUGCUCCUGGCCCUUGCAGGGCUCCUGGUCAUUCUGGCCAUGCCACAGUCCUCUGAGAGUGCUGCUUCAGCUGUCCUGGGGCAGGUGGAGACCUCAGUGGUGCUGACCUGCAUGGAAGAGGCCAAGCGAAUAGUGGACAAGGCCUACAAGGAUCGACGGGAAAGCAUCAAGCAGCGGCUUCGCAGUGGCACAGCCAGCCCCAUGGAGCUCCUGUCCUACUUCAAGCAGCCAGUGGCCGCCACCAGGACAGCUGUGAGGGCUGCUGACUAUUUGCACGUGGCCCUAGACUUGCUGAAGGGGAAGCUGCGCCCCCUGUGGCCAGGCCCUUUCAAUGUCACUGAUGUGCUGACGCCAGCUCAGCUGAAUCUGCUGUCCAAGUCUAGCGGCUGCGCCUACCAGGAUGUGGGGGUGAGGUGCCCAGAGCAGGACAAGUACCGCACCAUCACCGGGCAGUGCAACAACAGGCGCAGCCCCACGUUGGGCGCCUCCAACCGCGCCUUAGCGCGCUGGCUGCCCGCUGAAUACGAGGACGGUGUCUCAGUGCCCUACGGCUGGACGCCCGGGGUCAAGCGCAACGGCUUCCCGGUGCCCCUGGCCCGCGCUGUCUCCAACGCCAUCGUGCGCUUCCCCAACGAGCAGCUGACCCGAGACCAGGAGCGCUCGCUCAUGUUCAUGCAGUGGGGGCAGCUGCUGGACCAUGACCUGGACUUGGCCCCCGAGCCAGCUGCCCGGGCCUCCUUCACCACUGGCAUCAACUGCGAGACCAGCUGCCUGCAGCAGCCGCCCUGCUUCCCCCUCAAGAUCCCACCCAACGACCCCAGAAUUAAGAAUGUACGUGACUGCAUCCCCUUCUUCCGUUCCUGUCCGGCCUGCACAGGGGGCAACAUUACCAUCCGCAACCAGAUCAACGCGCUCACCUCCUUCGUGGACGCCAGCAUGGUGUACGGCAGCGAGGACCCCUUGGCCAUGAGAUUGCGCAACCGGACCAACCAGCUCGGGCUGCUGUUGGUCAAUGAUCGCUUCCAGGACAACGGCCGCGCCCUGCUGCCCUUCGACAACCUGCAUGAUGACCCCUGCCUCCUCACCAACCGCUCCGUGAACAUCCCCUGCUUCCUGGCAGGGGACACCCGCUCAAGCGAGAUGCCAGAGCUCACCUCCAUGCAUACACUCUUACUGCGGGAGCACAACCGACUGGCCACGCAGCUCAAGCGCCUGAACCCCCGCUGGGAUGGAGAGAAGCUCUACCAGGAAGCCCGGAAGAUCGUGGGAGCCAUGGUCCAGAUUAUUACUUACCGGGAUUACCUGCCCCUGGUGCUGGGGCCUGAAGCUAUGAAGAAGUACCUGCCCAAGUACCGCUCAUACAAUGACUCGGUGGACCCUCGCAUCGCCAAUGUCUUCACCAAUGCCUUCCGCUAUGGCCACACCCUCAUCCAACCCUUCAUGUUCCGCCUGGACAGUCGGUACCAGCCCGUGAAGAUCAACCCCCGAGUUCCACUCAGCAGGGUCUUUUUUGCUUCCUGGAGGGUAGUGCUGGAAGGUGGCAUCGAUCCCAUUCUACGGGGCCUCAUGGCCACACCUGCCAAGCUGAAUCGCCAGAACCAAAUUGUGGUGGAUGAGAUCCGGGAUCGGUUGUUUGAGCAGGUCAUGAGGAUCGGGCUGGACCUGCCCGCUCUGAACAUGCAGCGCAGCCGGGACCAUGGCCUCCCAGGGUACAACGCCUGGAGGCGCUUCUGUGGGCUUACACAGCCCCAAACUGUGGGAGAGCUGGGUACCGUGCUGAAGAACCUGGACCUGGCCAGGAAGCUGAUGGCGCAGUAUGGCACACCCAACAACAUUGACAUCUGGAUGGGCGGCGUGGCCGAACCCCUGCAGAGGCGGGGCCGUGUGGGUCCGCUUCUCGCCUGCCUCAUCGGGACCCAGUUCAGGAAGCUGCGAGAUGGAGAUCGGUUUUGGUGGCAGAACAAGGGGGUGUUCAGUGAGGCACAGAAGCGGGCGCUGGCCACGAUCUCCUUGCCCCGCAUCAUCUGUGACAACACAGGCAUCACCAUUGUGUCUAAGAAUAACAUCUUCAUGUCCAACACAUUCCCUCGGGACUUUGUCAACUGCAGAACACUCCCUGCGCUGGAUCUGACACCCUGGAGUGACAAGGCCUAGAGGCUGGGCACCCCCCUGGAGAGGAGCU
Molecule: messenger RNA, 2203 nt
Organism: Talpa occidentalis (Iberian mole)
Lineage: Eukaryota; Metazoa; Chordata; Mammalia; Eulipotyphla; Talpidae
Gene: MPO
Product: myeloperoxidase
Exons: 13
Coding region: 16-2175 (719 amino acids)
Biological process (GO): response to oxidative stress
Molecular function (GO): heme binding; peroxidase activity
Source: RefSeq, a predicted model, not a curated record